CGUGUGAAGCUCAUUUUGUAUUCAUAUCCACAAUUCGUAGCGAAAAUUUGUGCGGCAAAUUGUAAAUCGUCGUCAGAGAAGAAGAACAAGUUGUGAAUCAACAUGGCCAGAACAAAGCAGACUGCUCGUAAAUCCACUGGAGGAAAAGCCCCAAGGAAACAGCUAGCAACAAAGGCAGCUAGGAAAAGUGCACCAUCCACAGGUGGAGUCAAGAAACCACAUAGGUAUAGGCCUGGUACAGUAGCUCUCAGAGAAAUCAGGAGGUACCAGAAGUCUACGGAAUUGCUCAUCAGGAAAUUGCCAUUCCAGAGAUUGGUUAGAGAAAUUGCUCAGGACUUCAAGACAGAUCUCCGAUUCCAGAGUGCAGCUAUUGGGGCUCUCCAGGAAGCAAGUGAAGCCUACCUCGUGGGAUUGUUUGAGGACACCAACUUGUGCGCCAUCCAUGCGAAACGAGUGACAAUCAUGCCCAAGGACAUACAGUUGGCAAGAAGAAUCCGUGGUGAACGUGCUUAAAAAGACUCCAUCCAGUUUCAUUUCAUUACUCAUCUCAUGAAAUUUUUAACUUAAUGAUCAGACUGUUUCUACAGAUCAUGCAAGUCGUACUAGUUGAUCUACAAAAUUGAGAAUGUGCAACUUUUGUGUUUCGAAGGAUUGAUCAACAGAUUCCGGGGAAAAAAAUAACAUGAAAUAUAUACCUCUAGCAUGGACUUAAAUUCAUGAACUGAUUUGUGUGUAGAAUUUCAACAUCUCAUCAAUUGCAGCAGUUUUUACUCUCCUGGUUUUAACAUUGGAUUUUAACAGUUGAUCAACGAAGUGAAUUCUUUUAAACAAUGUAUUCUUGCUCUUAACUUUCAGGUUAUAGUGAUCAACAAGAUAAUGUGUUUUCAAUUUUGCAAGUGUUCUUUGCAAUCAAAGCAGCAAUGCAAGAUCUUGUUCAUUACUAUCAUUGACUUUUUGUGUUGUAAGUGUUUUUGUAUCGUUUUGGUCAACAAAAUAAAUGUAGUAUAUUUAUUA
This is a messenger RNA of Ylistrum balloti, 1014 nucleotides long. RefSeq names its product histone H3.3A. Gene Ontology annotation, molecular function: DNA binding; structural constituent of chromatin; protein heterodimerization activity. The transcript has 3 exons. The coding region runs from base 103 to 513 and encodes 136 amino acids. NCBI's taxonomy places the organism in Eukaryota, Metazoa, Mollusca, Bivalvia, Pectinida, Pectinidae. The record is from RefSeq and is a predicted model, not a curated record. Gene Ontology annotation, cellular component: nucleosome.